GGUAGAAAAAAGAUACUAGGUUUGUAUCACCAGGAGGCUAAGGUCGCGGUGGAGUCUUUUGAGUAACGAGGAACCGGCACGAUGAGUGCGACAACAAAGUAAACGAAUACUAUAGAUAAUGACAAGGGAAGCCAAGUCGCAGAAGCAAGGCAAUAUUAAAAAGAGGGGAAAAAUAAAAAUUAGUAAAUAUGCACCGAUUUGUAAGUGGUUACCAAAGUACAGUAAGUACCAAGCGAUUUCGGAUGCUAUUGCUGGUAUCACACUGGGACUCACGAUGAUUCCUCAGAGUAUCGCCUAUGCUACUUUAGCUGGACUAUCGGCACAAUACGGCCUCUACUCAUCAUUCCUUGGUGGAUUUCUUUAUGCAAUUUUCGGAUCGGUUAAAGAGAUUUCGAUAGGCCCGACUUCGCUCAUGGCUAUUUUAACAAUGGAAUUCACGAAAGGCACGAAUCCGGACUUUGCCAUUCUUCUCGCUUUUCUGGCCGGCUGUGUUGAAUUUCUAAUGGGUUUGUUGGAUUUAGGAUUUCUCGUGGAUUUUAUAUCACUACCAGUUACAGCUGGCUUUACUUCUGCUACAUCCGUCAUUAUUAUUGUAUCACAAAUAAAAGGUCUCUUAGGUCUGAAGUUUCAAUCUGCUAAUUUGAUUGACCAGAUGGUUAAAAUUUGUCAAAAUCUAAUGAAUGUGAAACUUGGAGAUACACUCUUAGGAGUUUCAACUAUUCUAAUAUUACUCUGUCUUAAAAAUUUAAGUAAUGUGAAAUUCACAAAUGAUGGACUUCGCCACGUCAUCGUGAUAAAGGCACUUUGGUUCUUUUCCGUUGGCCGUAAUGCUCUCAUUGUUUUGAUAAGCUCCGUAAUUACUUUUUAUCUUCAUCAAGCCGGACAAACGCCAUUCGUACUUUCAGGUACCGUGCAAUCGGGACUUCCAAGUAUUAAGCUUCCAAAUUUCACUACUGUCGUACAAAAUCAAACGUAUAGCUUUAUGGAUAUAUGUUCUCAUUUAGGAUCAGGUAUAAUUGUAAUACCACUCGUCUCUGUUCUCGCUAAUGUCGCGAUUGCUAAGGUUUUUUCUAGCGGCUCAGGGUUUAAUGCCUCCCAGGAAAUGCGCACAUUGGGACUGUGCAACUUGUUGGGAAGCUUCGUAAGCUCCAUGCCGAUUUGUGGAGCUUUUACGCGUAGUGCAGUCAGCCAUGCAAGUGGUAUUCAAACGCCUAUGGCUGGCAUUUACUCCGGAAUUCUGACGAUGUUGGCAUUGAGCUUUCUAACACCCUACUUUUAUUAUAUUCCAAAAACAGUUUUAUCAGCCGUCCUUAUAAGUGCUGUAAUUUUCUUAAUUGAUUGGAAAAUAGUUCAACAACUUUGGCGAGGAAGCAAAAGGGAUGCUAUAGCGUCCAUUGGAACGUUUUUCGUCUGCAUUAUCUUGAAUGUGGAAGCUGGACUUUUGGUUGGAAUUGUUUUUAAUAUCCUGUAUCUAUUAUAUUUGUCAGCUAGACCAGCGAUUCAAGUAACCGAGCGAAUGGUUACUUUAGAACUCAAAUAUUUAUCAGUUCAACCGGACGUCGGCUUAUUCUUUCCAGCUGUCGAUUUUAUAGUUAAUAAAAUUUCGGAAAUUGCAGAUGAGCGAGCGUCUGACAAUAUUCCUAUAGUUGUAGACUGCCAGAGGUUCCGUGGCGUGGAUUAUACCGCAAUUAAGGGUUUAGAAAGACUUUCCAAAGAUAUUAAUGAACGAAAUCAAUGUUUAUGGUUUGUUAAUCUUAAUUCCAAGGUAACAAAUACUAUACAAAAAUUAGGUGACUUAAAUAAUUUGAAGAUAUUGAAAGACGAAAGUGAAGUUAUAGCAAUCCUGUGUGAACAUGAUUCCGAAAGUAUUAUAAAUUUCAAAUUUGUUAAGGAGAAGCCCAAAAAAGAAAUACCCAUGCAAACUAUUAUUACACCUAUAGAAGUUGAAUCUCUUCUUACUAAGGAGCAUAACAUAAAUCCACAAACAAAAAACAGAAGUUCAUAAACGAUGAAGUAGUCAAUAUGAUUAGUUAAUAUUAAAUUAUUAGUACAAAUAUAAUAAAUGUGAAUUAUUGUAAAUUU
This is a messenger RNA of Ceratosolen solmsi marchali, 2082 nucleotides long. RefSeq names its product sodium-independent sulfate anion transporter. Gene Ontology annotation, cellular component: membrane. Gene Ontology annotation, molecular function: secondary active sulfate transmembrane transporter activity. The transcript is spliced from 12 exons. Gene Ontology annotation, biological process: sulfate transmembrane transport. NCBI's taxonomy places the organism in Eukaryota, Metazoa, Arthropoda, Insecta, Hymenoptera, Agaonidae. Bases 119 to 2005 code for a protein of 628 amino acids. The record is from RefSeq and is a predicted model, not a curated record.